Messenger RNA from Nasonia vitripennis (jewel wasp), 4437 nucleotides. Its product is annotated as armadillo segment polarity protein. Gene Ontology annotation, molecular function: protein phosphatase binding; alpha-catenin binding; cadherin binding. The transcript is spliced from 11 exons. The coding region runs from base 379 to 2814 and encodes 811 amino acids. Lineage: Eukaryota; Metazoa; Arthropoda; Insecta; Hymenoptera; Pteromalidae. Gene Ontology annotation, cellular component: catenin complex; adherens junction. The record is from RefSeq and is a predicted model, not a curated record. Gene Ontology annotation, biological process: positive regulation of transcription by RNA polymerase II; cell adhesion.
GAGGCCGCGGCGCGAGUGAGACGCGCGUAUACAGCGAGCAGAAACUGUAUCCAUACAGCCAUCAGCCAAUCCAAUCCGGAGCGCGUUCGUUCCCACAGUGUAUAGUGUAGUUGUACGCCGCGCAGUGCUGCAGAGAGCCAUAGUACAGAUUACAGUAUAGUCGUGUUGCUCGCGUGAAUCAGCCAUAGCGAGUGCCGAGUGGCGUCGUCGCCCCGUCAGAAGAGACAACCCGGAGAGGCGAGGAGAGGCUCUGCUCUUCUGCAGCUGCUGCUGGAGUGAAUAUUCCGGAUCCACACCUCCGCCGAGCCAGUCCAGUAGCCGUGGUAGCUGCUGCCGCUGCCUUCGAAAACGGUGUGGAUUGAUCCAAACGCCGUAGCCAUGAGUUAUCAAAUGUCUUCGAAUCAAAAUAGGCCGAUGUCUCACGGCAACUAUCAGCAGGGUCCGCAGGACCUGCCGAUGUGCUCCAUCAAGGAGCAGACGCUCAUGUGGCAGCAGAAUAGCUACAUGGGUGACUCCGGUAUCCACUCGGGUGCCGCCACCCAGGCCCCGUCGCUCUCCGGUAAGGAGGACGAGGAGAUCGAGGGUGACCAGCUUAUGUUUGACCUCGACCAGGGCUUUGCUCAAGGCUUCACUCAGGAUCAAGUUGACGAGAUGAACCAGCAACUGAGCCAUACGCGUUCCCAACGUGUGCGCGCGGCGAUGUUCCCGGAGACCUUGGAGGAGGGCAUCGAGAUCCCAUCAACGCAAUUCGACCCGGCUCAGCCGACUGCCGUGCAACGGCUCAGUGAGCCCAGCCAAAUGCUCAAGCAUGCCGUCGUUAAUCUGAUCAACUACCAGGACGACGCUGAUCUGGCCACUCGUGCCAUUCCCGAGCUCAUCAAGUUGCUCAAUGAUGAGGAUCAGGUGGUUGUAUCCCAGGCUGCGAUGGUCGUGCACCAGCUCUCGAAGAAGGAGGCCUCGCGUCAUGCUAUUAUGAACAGCUCCCAGAUGGUCGAGGCUUUGGUCAGGGCCAUUUCUAACAGUGAGGAUCUCGAGUCCACAAAGGCUGCCGUCGGUACCCUGCACAAUUUAUCACACCAUAGACAAGGUCUCUUGGCAAUCUUCAAGAGCGGCGGAAUUCCUGCUCUUGUUAAACUGCUAAGCUCCAACAUCGAGUCGGUCCUCUUCUAUGCCAUCACCACUCUGCACAACUUGCUCCUCCACCAGGACGGUUCAAAGAUGGCGGUCCGAUUGGCCGGUGGUCUGCAGCGCAUGGUUAUCCUGUUGCAGCGAAACAACGUCAAAUUUUUGGCGAUUGUAACCGACUGUCUGCAGAUCCUCGCUUAUGGUAAUCAGGAGAGCAAACUGAUUAUCCUGGCCUCUCAGGGUCCAGUAGAGUUGGUCCGUAUCAUGAGAUCGUACGACUACGAAAAGCUGCUCUGGACUACAUCUCGAGUGCUAAAAGUACUGUCGGUGUGCUCGAGCAACAAACCAGCGAUUGUCGAGGCCGGCGGCAUGCAGGCUUUGGCCAUGCAUCUAGGUAACGCAAGCCAAAGGCUUGUGCAGAACUGCUUGUGGACGUUGAGAAAUUUGUCCGAUGCUGGCACUAAGGUCGACGGACUCGAGGGUCUACUUCAAAGCCUCGUGCAGGUUCUAGCCUCAACUGACGUCAAUGUCGUCACCUGCGCCGCUGGAAUUCUGUCCAACUUGACCUGCAACAAUCAGCGUAACAAGGUCACCGUUUGCCAGGUCGGCGGAGUAGAUGCCCUUGUGCGCACGAUUGUGAACGCUGGAGAUCGCGAGGAGAUCACCGAGCCGGCAGUUUGUGCCCUGCGUCACUUGACAUCGCGUCAUGUCGAGGCCGAGAUGGCCCAGAACUCUGUACGUCUAAACUAUGGUAUCCAGGUUAUCGUAAAGCUUUUACAGCCGCCGUCUCGCUGGCCUCUUGUUAAGGCUGUCAUCGGUCUUAUCAGAAAUCUGGCCCUGUGCCCGGCUAAUCAUGGCCCACUCCGCGAGCACGGAGCUAUUCAUCAUCUUGUGCGGCUUCUUGUGAGGGCCUUCCAGGACACUCAGAGGCAACGGUCCUCGGUUACAAACGCAGGAAGUCAAGGAGCUCCAGGAGCUUACGCGGAUGGUGUGCGUAUGGAAGAGAUUGUCGAAGGCACUGUUGGAGCACUUCAUAUUCUUGCCAGAGAAUCGCACAAUAGAGCCUUGAUACGACAACAGAAUGUCAUUCCCAUCUCUGUACAGCUGUUGUUCAACGAGAUUGAGAACAUCCAGCGUGUGGCAGCAGGCGUACUGUGUGAAUUGGCAGCCGACAAGGAGGGCGCUGAGAUGAUCGAGCAAGAGGGUGCAACAGCACCACUCACUGAGCUUCUGCACUCACGCAACGAGGGUGUGGCUACAUAUGCCGCAGCGGUCCUCUUCCGCAUGAGCGACGACAAGCCGCAGGAUUACAAGAAACGCCUGUCAGUCGAGCUUACGAAUUCGCUACUACGCGAGGACACCAACCUGUGGAGCAGUGCAGAUUUCAACAUUGGUCCGGAUCUACAGGACAUGCUCGGCCCGGAUCAGGCUUAUGACGGUAUGUAUGGACAAGGACCUCCUAGUAUACACAGCAGCCACGGAGGCCGUAUUUAUCAACCACAAGGUUAUGACCAGAUACCAGUAGAUUCCAUGCAAGGACUGGAAAUAGGCGGCGGCUCGACUUACGGCGCCAUGGACACGAUGGACGUGGCGCACGAGGGCGACCUCAGUUUUGAUCAUCUGGAGGAACUGCCUGCACCGCCUCAGGACAGCUCGGUCGCGGCGGCCUGGUACGACACGGACCUUUAGACAAUGUCCUUUCGUCAAAGCAAAACAGAGUAAUUAUACAGGGAAUGGUUUGUUUCGUGUGUAAGUAAAUGCGGUGCGUUUUCGAACGCAACGAAUUUUUUUACAUCUCGCGAGAGCUACUAUCGCUACAGUAAGCAGGAAGCAUCGCGAGCGAACAAUGUUCGCCGGGAGUAUCCUCGCGCUCGGCGGUGUUUGCGUUCGCGGGAGAAACAAACGCAAAAUACUUUAAAGCUGACACUUUUUGUUGUUUUAUACUUUUACAAAGAGCGAUUCAUUAGUAUUUGCAAAAAUGAUCUAAUUCGACUGUGUCAGAUGAAUAAAUCGUAAAAGAAAAGGAAAGUAAUUAAGACAAAAGUAUUUUAUUAGAUGUAAUUAUCGCGCUACAAUAUUGUACAAGUUGCGCUUUUACGAUUUCUUUCGUAUGAUUGUAAUGUAUAGAUAACUUAUAGACUUUAUUAAAUGCAUGGUUUGAGUCAUUUUUGUGGAAAGUUCAAUAAACUUCUCGAACGACAUAUUAUAAGUAACAAAAAGGUCUCAUUAAAGUAUUUAGAAUCGUUCAUCUGGACUCGCAACAAAAAUUUAAACCAUCGAAAUCCAAAUCUGAAGAGCAUGUAACUCGUUUUCUUUCAUCGAUGUUAUAUAAUCUCAGUGUAUAAAAAAUAUUAUAUUGAAUUUAAGGCAUUUAACUUGCGCGUCAAUCGCAAGAUCUCGUGAUAAGUAUGCAAUUUUAAAGUUAUUUUUUAUUAUUCUUUUUAUAUAGUUGGUGACUUAUUUUAAAUUUUUGUUUGUAAUAAGAAAAUAUAGGGACUUCAUCUGUAACGUAUACAGAAUUAAAGCAAAAUAUAUAAGAACAUUUGCAUAAUGUUUGAUUUCAUGAAAGGACAAUCUUAAGAGAUUUACACGGUUGUACAAAGUUGUUUCAAACUCUCAUUCCAACGGCGAUUAUCAAAGUGAAAUGAAAAUUUAUAGAACUCUAAGAGCAAUGCUCAUUAAGCUUAGGGUUUGGUAAUGUAAAAAAGCAUAAAACCUUGGUAGUCGCUGUUAACGUGAAAUAAAAUUGCCACACACGCGAUUUUCCUGAUCAUGAGGGUUUGAAGAACUGCGUGUUAUUGUAGUAAAAUGUAUCAAAACAUAUACACUUACACAAUAGACUAUUCAUUUUAAUUGUAAGUAAGCUAUAAUAAGGAAAGAAUAUUUACCUUAUCAAUUUAUCGUUUAAGUAUUGAUUAUUGAUCUAAUUAUCCUGGCAACUUCACACACGUGGACAAAACCAAACAUACACAGACAUAAUUACACUUAAUUCAUAAGAAAAACAUGCUUUCAUAUUAUGCUUAGAUAAAAAUGUUACAGUAUCAAAAUAUAAAAGUGAAUGUAUUGUUUAAUUGCCCAUAAUGAAAUAAAAUUACGGCGAUUAAACGAAUUUAAGAAACAAAUUAAAAAUGUACGAGAGAAAAGAUUUAAAAGUAAUUGAAUAGAGCAGAACCGCAACUUUAUUGUACGUUUCGACAUGGUACUUUUCGUAAGAAAAAAAAACAUUAUUAUUACAUACUGCGAAUAUACAAUUCUGUAUUUGUAUCCUAGACUUUUAGACACGAUCGGCGAAUAAAAGAUAAAUGGUCGUAA